Nicrophorus vespilloides is the source of this 1668-nucleotide messenger RNA. RefSeq lists its product as uncharacterized. Gene Ontology annotation, biological process: sister chromatid cohesion. The coding region runs from base 1 to 1668 and encodes 555 amino acids. The record is from RefSeq and is a predicted model, not a curated record. Gene Ontology annotation, cellular component: nucleus; cohesin complex; chromatin. The transcript has 9 exons. Lineage: Eukaryota; Metazoa; Arthropoda; Insecta; Coleoptera; Silphidae. Gene Ontology annotation, molecular function: chromatin binding.
AUGUCUGAAAGUGAAGGCGAUGAUGGUUCUUUGUAUUCGCGAAAACGAGCGAGGCUCGAUACUUCGCAAUCAAGAACAGAUAGUCCUAGUCUAUUUUCAGAUAUUUCGUCCAUUUCCUUCGACACUUCUGGACUACGAUCGUCUACUUCUACUACCAGCUCGGUCGCCAUCGAGAGAUUACCUCUUCCUGCGAUCAAAAUUAAAAAGAUCGGCAAGGAUGCGACCCGAUUUAAACCGAUUAACAGAGAUAGAAUGUAUUGGAAAGUUGUGAAUAACCCAAAUUCAUUGCAGCCAAUAAUUAAUGAAUGGGUGUAUGAGUAUCAAUUUGAUGGUAAUGCUUUAUUCGCGAUACUGCAAUUCAUAAUCGACAUCAUGGGUUACCAAAGCUUCGAUGUGAAAGAAGCUUUAACCGAUUGGGAAAACCUCCACGAAAUUAACGGUCAGCUCGAAGAAUGGUCGUCUCUUCAACAAAAGGAUUUCCAAUGCGUUUUAAUAAAUAAAACUACGUACUGCAAAUCGGUUUCGAAAACAUAUUUCAACUUCAUUUAUUAUUUGAUGAAAACCUGCAGCAGUUGCAAUAUUGUCUACGAUCAUUAUUUCUUAGAUAGACUACUCAAGAUUUUAAUUGUGAUGUCUAAGUCUAUGGUUCGAGUUGUUCGUCAUACGGCAGUAAUUACAGUGGUAAAAUUAUGCACAGAGCUGAUUUCGAUCAUGCAAGAUAUAGAUAAAGACGAAGAGAAACAGGCGUAUUUACAUACUAAAAUAAACUCGUGUUUAAACGUUUAUUAUAUGAAUUGUGGUUUAUCAGAUGCGAAGAUGAGUUAUAUGCGCACUUCGUGUUUGAACGAGUGCAAUAAAUGGAUACAUUUAGCUCCAAAUCUUAUGGCUAAUAAGAAAUCGUUGACGGUCUUGAGGCGAAUGUUGCUUGAUAUUCAACCGGUCAUUAGAAUUGCUGCAUUGACUACAAUCAAAUGUUUAAUGCCGAAUCUACUACGAGAUCAAUUUGAAGAGCAAGAACUGAUACUUUCGCGUUUAAUGAAGGAAGUAGAAAAUCGUUUGGUGGAUGUGAAUCAAGUCGUUGUUGAACAAGCUAUAUUAGUUAUCUACGAGCACACUAAGGAAUUAUGCGUGGAGCAUAGUUCGGACAUUCGCAACUACAUAUUUAAAUGCAUUUAUGUGGAGAACCGAAAUAUUGCGAGAGCCGCUGGUAAUUACUUGUAUUAUUUGCUUUCCGAAGCUCUACCAGAAGAGUUCCUGAAGAAAAUUGUGUUAUUCGAUUCCGCUAGGGAUAAAAGCACUGCUUUGUUUGUCGAUGCGCUGAUCGAUACAGCUCGUGAGUUUCAAGAUUUCGAUUUCAUCCUCGAGUAUUUAUACGACAACAACGGUGAAUUUUCUCAAUAUGAAGAGAACAAGCUGAUCAAGAUGUUCUAUUAUGCAGCUAAAUAUAUGCUGACUGGGGAAUUCAGUGGCAUUCCGAACAACCGUAAAACGGAAGCAGCGAAAUUUGCUGCAAACUACCAACAAUUUAUUGAACAUUUCCAGCCCAAAAUUAACUCCUUUAUAGAUAAAUAUAAAUCUAGCAACGAAGGCCUGAAGUUUCUCCUGCAGACUAUUUUACUCAUCGACUUUUGCAGGACGGAAUUUAGCCGUGGCGUAAGUCACAUAUAA